UUUUAUAAAGUGCAUUCAUUACAUAGCCGCUCUGUUUCUUCUUCUCUUUCCCUCACCCUUAUCGCCGCUGUUUCGUCUUGAACAAUCAGGUUUGUUUCUCUCUCCCUCUUUCUUUAAGGUCCGUUAAUGGCGGAAUUUAUCUACCUUGUAAACAGUUUGUUACAGAUCUAAGGUUUAUAAUUUUUUUUAUCUUGUUUCAUCUUCUUUAGUCUUGUGAAAAAUUUCUGUUUUUAGUAUCGUCAAUACUUUGUGUAUUCUUUGAUAUCUAUUUCUGUGAAAUUGGUUUCUUUUAGUCAAUGUAUUAGUUGGCAUUUCUGCUUCUAAACACCCUUUUUAUAUCCAUCUCUCUCUUUGAAUUUCGAUAUGAUCACCAAACGAGUUUUUGUCAAUUCUCUCAAAUUCAACGGGACUCUGGACGAAUUUAGGGCAAAUUUGUUCAGAUUUUACCAAAUUAGGUGUUCUUCUGUGGAUAAAAGAUGAAUCAUUGUAGCCUUCAGCAGAAUGCAUUCUUGUCUCGUGAAGAAUCGAGAGGAUUUGUUCCUAUCUAUUCUCAUCCAGUGGACUCUGUUGUUUGCCCUAAGCCCCGUCGUGCAAACAACGUUAUUCGUCCCUUUAGAUUACAUUUUAGUCUUUCAGGAGCUGAUGAUGUAUGUGAUUCUAAAGCCGGGGAAGAUCUUUUGGACAUAUUUCGUAGAAAGGAAUCAGUAUCAUCUAGAUCACCCCCAUUUUUCCUUGGGUCUCCCCCUAGCCGAGCAGCAAACCCGUUAGCUCAAGAUGCACGCUUUGGAGAUGAGAAACUCAACACUGUCUCACCCUCACUCUCCCCUCUUCUCCCAUCUGCAUCUCGUGUUAAAAGUGGUUGUGGUAGAAUGAAGUUUGGGGUGAAACCAGCAACUGUUAGAGUAGAAGGGUUUGAUUGCUUGAACAGGGACCGCCCAAACUCAAGUAUCCCUGCCAUGGCCUAGAAAGAAGAAGAAGGAACAAAGAGGAUUCACAAAGUGUACAUAAAAUCCAGACUCAAAGACUCCAUUUUUUGAAGAAGUAUAUAUAGUUUUGCAGAAGAAGAGGAAAAGGAAGAUUAACGAUCGCUCAAGCUUUUACCGCAGUUUUCUGUGAUUAUGAUGAGGUUCAAUGUUGUGUAUAUAUAUGUAUCUACCGUAAUUAAGAGGUAAGGUCGAGACUUUAUGUGUUAACUUCUUAUUUCUGAAGUCUCGUUGUAACAUAUUAAACCAAUUUGGGAGUGUUGUUCUCUUUUCUGUGUAUAAUAACCAUUCUUCUUUUUUGGAGAUUCUCAAGUCUUUGUAAAUUGUAAUCUUGAUAAAUUCAAAAUGCUUUGUAUUAUUCGAACAAGCUUCCGUCUUUAGAGAUUCUAAUUGUC
Messenger RNA from Arabidopsis thaliana (thale cress), 1378 nucleotides. RefSeq lists its product as uncharacterized. The record is from RefSeq and is marked reviewed. The transcript is spliced from 4 exons. The coding region runs from base 477 to 965 and encodes 162 amino acids. NCBI's taxonomy places the organism in Eukaryota, Viridiplantae, Streptophyta, Magnoliopsida, Brassicales, Brassicaceae.